AUGAUUUGGACGCAACAGAAAUUUGAAGAAGAGAGGGAGAAGUUCGAAAAGGAGAAGAGGAGAAUUAUGAAGGUGCUGGAGGAGGAAAGGGAGAAGAGCAAUGAGUUGGCGGAUCAAUUGAAGGCCGCCACUCGCGCUAUCAAGAAGUUGGAAAAGAAGAAUGAGGAGCUCCAGAAGGAGAAUGAGGAGCUCGAGAAGACGAUUCUCGAUGGACUGGAAAAUGAAGACGAGGAGGAGGAUGGGACAGUCGACUUCGACUUCGACGUGUUCGUCCGGCAACCGGCGGUCCGUCAACCAGUGGAGCCGAAGCCGAUGGCGCCGGUCACGAUGGAGAAGGCCCAGCCGCCCCAAAAGUCUUGGUUCUGGACCAAGAUAACCUCUCUCUUCUCCGGAGAGAAGGCCACCGGAGGCAUCAAGCGUUCCGCCGAAAUCCAGGAGAACGAGGAGGAGGAUGUCGAACCUCAAUCAAAGAGAUUCAGAGGUCCAGAGGUCUAG
This is a messenger RNA of Caenorhabditis remanei, 495 nucleotides long. RefSeq lists its product as uncharacterized. The record is from RefSeq and is a predicted model, not a curated record. NCBI's taxonomy places the organism in Eukaryota, Metazoa, Nematoda, Chromadorea, Rhabditida, Rhabditidae. The transcript is spliced from 2 exons. Bases 1 to 495 code for a protein of 164 amino acids.